UUACGUUUGAAUAAUUUUUUUUUAGGUGGUUGGUGACAAAAUGGUUUUACCUUCAGGGGUUACCAUCAACAAAAUACUUCAUACAUGCGACAGAUGCCCGUUUCAAGCUGCUAAGAAAAGUAAAAUUAUUCAGCAUAGACUGGUUGUCCACAGUACGCUGAGCCCCUACGUGUCAAAUGUGCCGAGUAAAGCCCACCGUGCUAUAAACCCCCCUCUCCUCCCAUGUGACAAGUGUGAAUACUCAACCCCAAGAUCAGAUCGACUCAAUGAACACAAGAAAAUGGUUCAUGAAGGCGUUCGGCACCACUGUGACCAAUGUGACUUUUCGACGCCACGCCGAGAGAAGUUGACAACACACAAGAUGGUCACACACGAGGGUGUACGUUUCACAUGUGAACUUUGCAACUUCUCGGCAAUUAGAAUGGACAAACUAACUCAUCACAGGAACUCUGUACAUAUAGGGAUUCGGUACCCUUGUGAUAUAUGUGGUUUCAGCAGUACACGGAAGGAUAAAUUGAAACAGCAUGUACAGAGUGUGCAUGAGAGAAUAAGUCCCGUGAAGAAGAACCUACCCUGUAACCAAUGCGAGUUUGUUGCGCAGCGUCAGGAUCGAUUGAACGAACAUAGGAAGGUUGUACAUGAAGGUUUCAGACAUAAUUGUGACCAGUGUGAUUUCUCCUCCCCCCGGAAGGAUAAAUUAUCAACUCACAAGAUGGUUAUUCACGAGGGUAUUAGGUUCACGUGUGAUCUCUGCAACUUUUCAGCCAUCAGAAUGGACAAACUAACUCAUCACAGAAACUCUAUUCACAUGGGGGUUCGGUAUCCAUGUGAUCUCUGCGUGUUCAGCACGACGAGAAAGGACAGACUAAAGCAACACAUUGAGAGUAUUCAUGAAAAGAUCAGAUAUCCCUGUGAUACGUGUGGAUAUCAGGCGGUGAGGAAGGAUAAACUAAAAGAGCACAUUAUGGUCGUGCAUCACGGCUUUAAGUUUCGAUGUGCCUUAUGCGGAGAGGAGUUUUUGCGACAGGAUAAAUUAACAAAGCACAAGAAAACUCAUAAUACACAGCUGUUGUUGCUUUAACUAACAAAUGUCCUGGAAAUAUUCAAAGAUUCCCGAUAAACAUGAGGUUUUCGUGACGAUUAUGAAAAUUUUCGAUUUUAGGCUAUUCCGGGUUGUUGUUAUUUUUAAAAAUAAAGACAAAUAUCGCAUGUUUCUCCAAUUUUGUUUUACCUACCAAGGAAUUCAGUAUAUGCCACAAACUUGAAUGUUCUAAUCCAUAUAGACUUAAACUUAGAUUUAACUGAAUUGAUAAGAAAAUCAGAGCUUGUGGUAAAAAUGGGAUUAAAUUCUGAAUAUUACCACCCGUUCAAAAGGUAGAAAUGAGAUAUAUUAUAAAAUAUUAAUUUUACAGUCAAUUCAUAAAAAGUUUUUAUCAGC
Messenger RNA from Eurytemora carolleeae, 1438 nucleotides. Its product is annotated as zinc finger protein draculin. The transcript has 6 exons. Gene Ontology annotation, molecular function: RNA polymerase II transcription regulatory region sequence-specific DNA binding; DNA-binding transcription factor activity, RNA polymerase II-specific. The coding region runs from base 41 to 1081 and encodes 346 amino acids. Gene Ontology annotation, cellular component: nucleus. The record is from RefSeq and is a predicted model, not a curated record. NCBI's taxonomy places the organism in Eukaryota, Metazoa, Arthropoda, Copepoda, Calanoida, Temoridae. Gene Ontology annotation, biological process: regulation of transcription by RNA polymerase II.